Messenger RNA from Arachis ipaensis, 601 nucleotides. RefSeq names its product serine/threonine-protein phosphatase 5-like. The record is from RefSeq and is a predicted model, not a curated record. Lineage: Eukaryota; Viridiplantae; Streptophyta; Magnoliopsida; Fabales; Fabaceae.
GCAUAUCAUGGCUCAUUUAAAUAUAAAACUGUGGUAUUGCUACAUUGCUGAAUACAUAUAGGUCAAGAAAAUGUGCCCAAAUGACACUGAUGCAUCAAAGAAAUUGAAGGAGUGUGAAAAAGCUGUUAUGAAAUUUAAACUUGAAGAAGCAAUUGCUGUGCCAGAGCAUCAAAGACGUCCAAUAGCCGACUCCAUAGAUUUCCAUUCUAUAGAUGUGGAGCCACAAUAUUCAGGAGCAAGAAUAGAUGGGGAUGUUGUUACUUUGGAUUUUGUGAAGAAAAUGAUGGAUGAUUUCAAGAAUCAAAAGUGCUUACACAAACGUUAUGCAUUCCAGAUUGUAUUGCAAACCAGAGAAAUGUUGAAAGCUUUGCCUUCUCUUGUUGAUAUAAAUGAUGGCAAACAUUUUACUGUCUGUGGCAAACUUGUGUACCACAUCUUUGUGCAGACAAAGAGUAGGACUCCAGAAAAGAAUUUAUGUACUUAGAGAAUGAUUAACUUGAAAAGAAAGUUAAGUUUCGUCAAUGAUUAUUGAUGUGGAUUGUGUAUUUGUGUUGUUACAGUAAUGCCAUUCAAUGAAUUAGUUUGGUUCUGUUCUUUCUAA